AUGUCUCAGAACUGUGCAACUGUAUAGGAACACACCACGAGCCAACCUCUAGACAAAGAUUUGACACGUUCAGUGUAUGCAACAAAACACAAACUCAAACCCCGAUCGAAUAGAAAAAAUAUCAUUCGACACUGUAAGACAAAAGACGAGAAAUGCAACAUAUGCAGCAAAACCUUGAUCCCCAGGAAGGGACCUCGUCGGCCGCUGUUCACCCUAAGCAGCAAAACCCAAACCCAAGAGGGAAAAACAAGGCACCAAAUGGAGGGACUCCAUCUGAUGCUGCCAAACAAAAGGGUGCAAACAAGAAGAAGAUGCAGAAAAAUGCAAACCCAAACCCCAGAGCCAAAAACCCUGGACCCAAUCGAGGGCCUUGGCCACAUCAGCCCAAUGCCCACUUUAAACCCAAUAAUGGGCCUGGGCAACAUUGGCAAAAUCCACGGUUUGUGCCAAAACAAGGGCCUGUGCCACAUCAGCCCAAUGCCCACUUUAAACCCAAUAAUGGGCCUGGGCAACAUUGGCAAAAUCCAUGGUUUGUGCCAAAACAAGGGCCUGUGCCACAUCAGCCCCAUCCUGACCAUAACACCAACGAUGGGCCAUCUCAGCCACAGCCUCACUUAACACCAAAUGAUGGCAGUCGUCCAUACAAUGAGACUGAUGAACUGGGUGCGUUGAGAUUCCACCUGCAGGAGGCUCAGAACAUGUGCAAAACCAAUCUAUACAAAAUGACAGCUGCAAACCACAAAGCUGCUGCAGCUAAAACUCAGAAUGAUUGGGUUCGCUUUCAGCUACAGUGCUGCAGAGGAAACGCUCAAAAAACCAUCCUUGAGCUCCAAAAACAGCUGGAAGAGUCUCGUAGAAAGACACCCGAGGAGAACUUCACCCCUGAGGUGAGUGAGGCUCCUGCUGAAGACAGCAACACAGCUGUCACAGCUGCAGAGCUGAGUGUGGACGCUUCAACACAAACUGCAGAAGCUCCACACACAGACUCUACAGAUGUGAAAACCGAUCGAGAAGCUGAGUUGGAGAUCCAGUGCAAAAACCAGCAAGAAGAGAUCAAACAACUCCGUGAGCAGCUCCUCAAAACUCAAAAGAAUCUAGAAGAGGAAGCUGCAAAGCGUGAACAUCAGGAACAAAGAGCCAACUGUGAGCUCGCUGAGCUGAAAGACAAACUCAGCACCAGUGAGGCUCUUUGUGAAAAAAAUGAUUUGAAGGCACAAAACUUAAAAGAAGAGCUGGAGAAAACCAAAGCUUCCCACCUGGAAAUCGUGGAGAAGCAAAACCUGGGGAACACAACAAUCUGCAACCAACUCAGGCAAACAGAAGAAGAAAAGAUCUCACUUCUGGAGUUUUUGCAGUAUCUGCAAGAGACAAUGGAAAAGCAAGAAGACCAGUCCAAUGUUGCCCGAGAAGACAAAGUGCCAAAAGAAAAACCAAAAAAGAAAAAGAAGCGCAGUUGGUUUUGGAGACUAUUCACUUAAGUGACUUCCACUCCGUCUCCUAUAAAAUCACAGUAAUAUACAACUAAAUAUUAACAGGCACUUCCAGUGCCUAAACAUCCAUUUAAAAGCAUAUUUGCUUUAAUAUUUAGUUGUGUAUAACUUUGUCAUCGGUUCCACCACCCCCCAACCGGUCGCGGCAGAUGGCCGCCCCUCCCUGAGCCUGGUUCUGUCGGAGGUUUCUACCUUUUGAAAGGUAGUUUUU
Oreochromis aureus is the source of this 1701-nucleotide messenger RNA. Its product is annotated as pericentrin-like. Bases 153 to 1478 code for a protein of 441 amino acids. NCBI's taxonomy places the organism in Eukaryota, Metazoa, Chordata, Actinopteri, Cichliformes, Cichlidae. The record is from RefSeq and is a predicted model, not a curated record. The transcript is spliced from 2 exons.